Molecule: messenger RNA, 2566 nt
Organism: Salvia splendens (bonfire salvia)
Lineage: Eukaryota; Viridiplantae; Streptophyta; Magnoliopsida; Lamiales; Lamiaceae
Product: G-type lectin S-receptor-like serine/threonine-protein kinase LECRK3
Exons: 1
Coding region: 61-2376 (771 amino acids)
Biological process (GO): protein phosphorylation
Molecular function (GO): protein serine/threonine kinase activity; ATP binding
Source: RefSeq, a predicted model, not a curated record
UAUUGUUUAAGAUAAGAUGUUAAGUAGAGCAGCCUCAAACCAAUACUCAGAAAAACAUCAAUGUCCAUCCUAACAAUCUUGCUUCUCCUUCUGAUAUCUUCAGCAGCAGAAGCUCAAAUAAGAUCAUCCAACAUCACCUUAGGUUCUUCCAUCACUCCCAACUCCUCCUGGCCUUCCCCCUCUGGCGUCUUCGCCUUCGGAUUCUUCCCCCAACACCUCAACAGCUACGCCGUCGGCAUCUUUCUUCCCGACAAAACCGUCGUCUGGACAGCGAAUAGCGACACCAAUCCAACCGUCCCCGAAGACGUCACCUCCCUUCUACUAUCCCGUGAAGGCAGGCUAAUCCUGCGCCGGAGGCAAGGCCAAGACGUAGACGUCAUCAACCUCUCCACAGCCAUCGCGUCCGCCUCAAUACUCGACAACGGCAACUUUGUUCUCUAUGAUUCCGAUUCGAGAAUCAUCUGGCAGAGCUUCAACAACCCGACAGACACCCUCCUCCCUGGGCAGCGCCUCCUGGAAAGGGAAGAGAUCUUCUCCAGCUCCUCGGAGACCGACUACGGGAGAGGGAAUUUCAGGCUGAAGAUGCAGACCGAUGGAAACCUCGUGCAGUAUCCUGUCAACACGCCGGACGCGCCACCUUACGCUUACUAUGCAUCUAAAACUAACACAGAUGGUAACGUCUCUCUCAACCUCGACACCGGCGGCCGACUCUAUCUGCUGCACAACGAUGAAGAGACUCUGCUGAAUAUAUCCAGUGGUGGAUUCCCUACGCAGGGAUCCAUCAAUUUCAUGAGGCUCGACGUCGUAGGAAUCUUCCGCAUCUACUCUCUCUCCCUCGGUGAUCUCAACUUGACCAGGAGAUGGUCCUCCACGGAGGACGAGUGUGCUCCCAAAGGUAUCUGCGGAAUCAACGCCUUCUGCAUUCUGUUGGAUAACAAGCCGGAUUGCCAGUGUCUUCCCGGUUUCUUCUUCGCUCAGUCCGGAAACCACAGAGCUGGCUGUUCGAGAAACUUCUCGGCGCAGGGCUGUUCCAUAACAGACAAUAGACUGAAGUACGAUAUGAGAACAGUCGAAAACACCGUAUGGGAGGAUAGCUCGUAUGAGAUCUUGCAAAUGACGAUGAGUGAAGAAGAUUGCAGCAAAGCAUGCCUCGAUGACUGCAACUGUGAAGCAGCUUUCUUCAAAGAUAACAUAUGCCAAAAGCAGAAGCUUCCGUUGAGAUUCGGGAGAAGGUCUCUAGAAGACACAAACAUGGCUCUCAUUCGCUACAGUACAAACACGGUGGCACCCGACAUUGGAGGCGAUUCCGACCCUAAAAGUAUCAUCAAGAAAGGGCAGCAUAUAGACAUCCUCAUCAUCGGAAUUCUUCUCAUGUCCAUAGGCGUCUUGUCGUUGUCAAUGUCUGUGAUCUUUGUUCGCCGGAGACGGAAGGACUACAUGAAGACCAGUAAGGAAGAUGGAGCUAACUUUGUCGAGGGCAUUUCGCUGCAAGUGUUCACAUUCGAGCAUCUAUCCGAAGCAACAAAUGGCUUCAAGGAAGAGGUGGGGAGGGGAGCAUCUGGCACGGUUUUCAAAGGGGUUAUGCAGAAUGGCAAGAAAAUGGUGGCGGUGAAGAGGUUGGAAAAGGAUUUCGCACAAGGAGAGGUAGAGUUUCAGACAGAGCUGAAGACUAUUGGAAAGAUGUAUCACCGGAACCUAGUCCGGCUCCUAGGUUACUGCCUUGAUGGAGACCACAAACUGCUUGUGUUCGAGUUCAUGAGCAACGGUUCCCUCGCUGACAUAAUUUUCAAUAAAGAGAAACAGCCGAAAUGGGAGGAACGGAUGGAGAUCGCUCGUGAUAUAUCUAGAGGGAUAUUGUAUCUGCACCAAGAGUGCGAGACGCAGAUCAUUCACUGCGAUAUAAAACCACAGAACAUACUCAUGGACAAUAACUGGCGUGCCAAGAUAUCGGAUUUCGGGGUGGCGAAAUUCCUGAAGCAAGAUCAGACUAAUACAUAUACAGGGAUAAGAGGCACUAAGGGCUAUGUUGCACCAGAGUGGUUCCAAAAGCAGGCGAUCACGGUGAAAGCAGACGUGUAUAGCUUCGGAGUGAUGCUGCUGGAGAUCAUAUGUUGUAGGAAGUGUGUUGAUUGGAGCAAGAGAGAGGAUGAAGCGAUUCUUGAGGAAUGGGUUUACGCCUGUUAUACAACGGGGAAGAUUGGGAGUCUGGUGGGGGGUGAUGAAAUGGUGGAUGAGAGUAAAGUGGAGAGGAUGGUGAAGAUAGGGAUAUGGUGUGUGCAAGAUGAGCCGUCGCUACGUCCAACAAUGAAGAACGUUCUGCUAAUGUUGGAGGGUAUUGUCGAGAUUCCCGUACCUCCUAAUCCUUUUUUUUCUUAAAGUUCCAUCUAACUUUGCCAUGUGUGUGUGCUAUCUCCGUUCGUGAACUAAUAAAUUGUUGGUUAUGACUCAAGUUUUAAUAAAUUGUUUGAGAGUAUUGUGAAUGGAAUGUGUUUUAAUUUAACAAUUCUUAAGAGUGUUUUGUGAGUGGAAUGCAUUUUAAUAAAAUUUUGAAUAAAUUGUUUGAGUA